AUGCUACAAAAUUCCUCUGACGUUUUAAACAAAUUACUUUGUUGGGCCAAAUCUAAUGGUGCCAAAAUCCAUCCAGAUAUAGAAUUCACAGUUACCACUGAUAAAGGGAUUUCUGCAUUCAAAAAGUAUUCAAAAGAAUUGGGUGCCUCAUAUGAUUAUCAAAUCGAAAUUCCUACCGAAAUUAUCAUUACUCCAGAGUCAUCCCGAGGCUUUUUCCAUGAGAAUUAUCCAGGAUUUUCAUCCAAAGUUGAUGAGGCCCAAUUGCGAUUCUGUAAUUCCAAUUCCAUCACAAAAUUGUUUCUCUCAUACUUAAAGUUCUCUGACUCUGAGACCAAUAGCUUUUAUCAGCCUUAUAUUGAUUCUUUGCCAAUUGGUUCAGUUAUUCCUGAUUCUCCAUUGUUAUGGUGCAUCAAGGAUAAAAAGCUCCUACAAGGUACCAACUUGGGAAAUUCCAUUGACUUAAAGUUGAUUGUUCUUAUUAAAGAAUGGUAUGAGCUAGUUAGCUUAUUGAUUGGAAAUUCCAACUUAGUGGAGAGCAAUGAAUUGGAAUUUUAUAAUGAGUAUUUUUUGAAUAAGGGCGAAGUGCUGCAAUUAUGCUAUGUUGCUCUUGAAAAAUUUCAUCAAAAAUUGGAAAAUAUCAGUAACGACAAUAAAAUAGAAAAGGGAAAGAUCUCAUGGUUGAGUUUUGAGGCAUACCUAUGGGCACACUUGAUGAUGACCUCCAGAUCAUUUCCUUAUCGUGUUAUCUCCGGUAAAGAGGAUAAUGACGAAGGUAUCUUGCUUCCUGUGGUAGAUUUGUUGAACCACAGUGUUUCUGAGAGAGUCGAAUGGAAACCAGUGGUUAACGCUGCGAAUAAACAACUCUUCUCUUUUAAAAAUGAUGGCUUUGAUACAUUGGCUGAUGGAGAAGAAUUGCUCAAUAAUUAUGGGUUGAAGAAUAACGAAGAAUUAUUACUCGGCUAUGGGUUUAUAAUUCCAGGUAAUAAAUACGAAACUUGCGCUUUGAAAUUGAAACUCCCAGCAGCCCAAAUAACCGGGUUCGCCAGUGAGUAUCCUGGUUUGAAGUUGCCUACCCCUGAGGAUUUCAGUAACAUAAGCUCAAAUUCACUUGCCAUCAAAGAAAACUCCAAAUUCGACGAUGGAUUGUUGUACUUCUUAUCCAAAGCUAACCCUAUCCCUGAAGAAUUGUUGCAAAUAUUUUGUCUUUUGGUGAAGAAUGACUAUGAUGAGACGUUUGACGAUGAACAUAACUCAGCUAAUGAUUCCACACCAAGAAUCACAACAAGAAUGAAAUUACAUGCCAUCAAUAACUUACAAGUAGCUAUUGAAAGCAAAUUUAAUGCUUUGAAAGAUAACAAUUUGACCAGCGCCACCACUCCUCGAGCUAAAAUUUGUUCUGAAUACCUCAAAUCUCAAGAAAAGAUUUUUAAUGGUUCUUUGAAGGCUUUGAAGUCUGAUUUGAAAACCACAAUAAAGGAAGUGGAAAAGGGUUCCAAGAUUCUCACCAUCAAAAAGAUCCUUAAUAGAGACAUUAAAUUCCAGGAGGCCUUGAUACAGUUAUUUAAUACAGAUAAGGAAGAACAACAAGAAGAUGCCGAAGAACAAGAAGAAGACAUCAUUGAUAGAUUGAUUCUGCCAGAGAGUUCAAUUGCCCAUGAUCCGGAAGAAAGCCACAUGUUAAUUGAGCAAAUUAUUGUGUUAUGGUUGGUGAGAUGUGGUAAUAAGAAUUUCUAUCCUGAAUAUAAAAUCCCAAACAGCGAUUUUGAUUCUGUGCUCCCUAGUUAUAUUUUUGACUUGUUUUUAUGGUUUAAAAUCCAUAAGUUCAGAGAAACAGAGUUUGCACAAGCAGAAAUAGCUCAUUUCCAGAAUCUUCAUGAUGCCUAUUUCCCAACUUUUGCGGAAGAGUGUCCAGAGAUUUUCGGAGUCGGGUCUUGGAAAGCGAUUGAUCUCGUGAUUGCUAAUAGAAUUUUGGAUCUCAUUCGUUAUACUAGAGUUGGUAAAGAGGACAUAUAUUUGCUCGAAAACUCUUUUGUUUGA
This is a messenger RNA of Saccharomycopsis crataegensis, 2037 nucleotides long. RefSeq names its product protein-lysine N-methyltransferase (gene RKM1). The transcript has a single exon. Gene Ontology annotation, molecular function: protein binding; protein-lysine N-methyltransferase activity. NCBI's taxonomy places the organism in Eukaryota, Fungi, Ascomycota, Saccharomycetes, Ascoideales, Saccharomycopsidaceae. The record is from RefSeq and is a predicted model, not a curated record. The coding region runs from base 1 to 2037 and encodes 678 amino acids. Gene Ontology annotation, biological process: peptidyl-lysine monomethylation.